AUGGCCGGCAAGGAGGGAGACCGCCCGAAUUCUGCCUUUCCACGAGAGCGAUUGAACAAAGACCUUCAAAAGCUGGUUGACAAGCAAGAUGACUGGGUGGAAAGCUUUUACGAAGGCGAAGGGCCGGACACUACCGAGACGAGCAUGCGAUACGCCGCAUAUGCGAACCGUCUGCGCACGAUCAUGCUGAGUGCACAUCGAUAUGUUGCGUACACGUCGGAUAUUGGCGAGUCCUUUCGCCCAGUCGCGCACCCGUACCUUGUGAGAAGCGCAUACGCAGUGUCAUGGGCAUAUGUGCUUGGUGAUGUGGGCCAUGAGGGUUGGAAGGCUUAUAAGAGGAACCAGAGGCUGCUACAUCCUCACCCCGAAACAGGCUCUGACGAAAAACCAAAGGAACCUAUGGGGAUGGUCGAUGCCCAGACACCUCAACAGCCCGUUCACGUCCCUGCGAUUGAAGACUAUCGGGCCGUGAUGGCUCAGAGAGCCGUGUUCCAAAGUCUCGCCUCGAUGGGAUUCCCGGCGCUUACGAUCCAUUCGAUCGUAAAGUACUCCGGGAAGGCACUCAAGACCGCAGCGAAUCCAACAAUAAGAACUUGGGCCCCAAUUGGACUCGGUCUAGCAGUGGUUCCCGCACUGCCGUACAUCUUUGACGAACCUGUGGAGGAGGCUGUCGAAUGGACAUUCUACCAGGCGUUCCGGGCCAUCGGCGGAGAAAAUGCGGUGGGCAAGAGACACAGUACAGGUAGAAAAGAGGCUCUGCAAGCUGAAGCAAAGAUCGCCCGCGAAAAGAAGGACUUAUGA
Messenger RNA from Cladophialophora psammophila CBS 110553, 801 nucleotides. RefSeq lists its product as uncharacterized. Gene Ontology annotation, cellular component: mitochondrion. Bases 1 to 801 code for a protein of 266 amino acids. The transcript has 2 exons. The record is from RefSeq and is a predicted model, not a curated record. NCBI's taxonomy places the organism in Eukaryota, Fungi, Ascomycota, Eurotiomycetes, Chaetothyriales, Herpotrichiellaceae. Gene Ontology annotation, biological process: mitochondrial fission.